AUGGAGUUCAAUAAAGAAAAUGAGCUUGAAAAGCAACAUGAAUCUCGAGAUGAAGGUGAAGAUGAAAUCAAUUUAGCAACGGAGAAUGGUAAUAAUACGGAUGAAAUGCUUAACUAUUUUCAUUCCUUACACAAUGUGAGAGAAUCCAAUAGCAGGAAUACCACUAGAUGGCAAGGAGAACGAGUUGAUAUCAGAAUUAAAGCAUUGCGAGAACUGAUUCCUGGCUGUGACAAGGUAGACCAAGCGUCCAUACUAGAUGAUGCCAUUAAGUACAUUCAAGCUCUACAACAACUUCAUCAAAUAACAUCAAUGAGGAUGGGCUUAUAUAUGAGUGAAGGUGGGAUGAUGCAAAUGCCUCAAAUGGAGCCAACAAAUGGAAUUAUGGCUAAUCAAACUGUUCCUCCAUUUCCCCCGCCUACCUCUUCAUCAUUAAGUGGACUACAAAUGGUGCCUCAGUUUCAAGGCCCAUUCACUCCUCAAUUUCUGCAAUCAACAGCUUAUACCAUGCCCUUAUCACCUUCAUUUUUUACUCCAUCAUCCCCCGCACCAUGA
Messenger RNA from Nicotiana tabacum (common tobacco), 552 nucleotides. RefSeq lists its product as uncharacterized. Gene Ontology annotation, molecular function: protein dimerization activity. Gene Ontology annotation, cellular component: nucleus. The record is from RefSeq and is a predicted model, not a curated record. Lineage: Eukaryota; Viridiplantae; Streptophyta; Magnoliopsida; Solanales; Solanaceae.